UCGGAAGCGAUGGCGGCGGCGGCCAUGUCCUCCGCCGUCUCGUCCCCGUCGUCGUGCGACGCGCUCUGCUCCUGUGAGGAGAAGGACGGCGUGCUCUACCUCAACUGCGAGCAGAGGAACAUCAGCAAGAUCUCCCAGAUCAAGGUCCCGCCCGACGUGCCGUUCCACCUCAACCUCUACAAGAACGACCUGGUGGAGCUCCACGCCGAGGAGAUGACGGGGCUGAAGGGCGCCCUGUCGCUGCACCUGGGCGCCAACAGCAUCCAGGAGCUGGAGCCGGGCGUGUUCGGCGCGCUCGGCGCCCUCAAGAAGCUCCACGUCAACAGCAACUUCCUGGUGACUCUGAAGGAGGACACCUUCCAGGGACUGGUGAACCUGGAGUACCUGCAGGCCGACACCAACUUCAUCCGGGUGGUGGAACCGGGCGCCUUCAACAAGCUGAUCCGCCUGAAGGUGCUCAUCCUCAACGACAACUCGGUGGAGUUCCUGCCCACCAACAUCUUCCGCUUCGUGCCCCUCACCCACCUGGACCUGCGGGGCAACAAGCUCCAGACGCUGCCCUACGUGGGCUUUCUGGAGCACAUCGGCCGCAUCAUGGAGCUGAUGCUGGAGGACAACGACUGGGUGUGCGACUGCGACGUGCUGCCGCUGAAGAUCUGGAUGGAGAACAUGCGGGCGCAGUCGGUCAUAGGGGAGGUACUCUGCGGCAGCCCCGACUACCUCCGUGGCAUCACCCUGGCCAAGGUGAAGCGCGACGUGCUCUGCCCGUCCCACGCGGACAUCAACCUUGAGGAGCCGUCCAAGUCGUUGGAUAUCGUGGUCACCCCCUCGUCCAAGGCGGAUCAGAUUCCCAAGGUGAUUGACGGCCGGGAUCCCACGUCGUCUCACCUUCCCGAGAGCCCGUGUGUGGAGCAGUGUUCCUGCCACAAUCACCCCGUGGCGGGGUUCCUGAUGCACUGUCAGGACAGGGGGAUUCAAAGGGUGUCGGAUAUCGGCAUUUUGCAGCAGAGCCCCACCAAGCUUGUAAUGACGGGAAACAUGAUUCAGAAGCUGCUGAAGUAUGACUUUGUCACGUACGAUAGCCUGGAGCUGCUCAACCUGGCCAACAACAGGAUUGAUUCCAUCGACAACGAGACCUUUCUCAGCCUGAGUGGGCUGAAGAAACUCUACCUUAACGGCAACCGCAUCGAGAAACUGUUUUCCACCAUGUUCGUGGGCCUCCACAACCUGGAGUUCCUGUAUCUGGAGUACAACCUGAUCAAGGAGAUCGCUCCGGGCACGUUCAAUCCCCUGCCGAAUCUGCGUCUGCUGUCGCUGAACAACAACCUUCUCAGCGCGCUGCCACCGCAGAUCUUCCGUAACGUGCCGCUGACCAAGUUAAACCUGAGGAAGAAUCUACUUAUGCAUCUGCCGGUGAGCAACGUGCUGGAUCAGCUCGAGUCACUGGAGCAGAUCUACUUAGAGGAACCCUGGGACUGCAGCUGCGACCUGCUCAGCCUCAAACCGUGGGUGGAGAAGCUACGCAAGGACACGGUGGUGGGCUCCAUCUUGUGUCACACGCCCAAGAAAAUGUCACACGCCGAGCUCCGCGAGCUCCGCCACGAGCUGCUCUGCCCCGGGCUGGAGGCCUUCAACGCCUCGCCGCCCGGGGGCCAGGAGAGCGCCACGGCGUCGCUCUGGCCCGCCGCGGGGCACAACGCCGGCGAGGGCGCCCGCGGCCUGCUGGAGUCGCUGACGGACACCGUCCCACUGUCGGUGCUCAUCCUCAGCCUGUUGGUCGUCUUCCUCACCAUCAUCUUCUGCGCGGCGGGGCUGGUGGUGUUCGUGGUGCACCGGCGGAGGCGGCGGCGGGCCAGGAAGAAGGCGGCGGCGUCGGGGUCCGACGAGCCUUCCCGCGGCGGGGAGAACAACAACAGCGGCAGCAGCCCCAUCCACCUGCACUACAGCAUGUACGGCCAGAAGACCACGCACCACACGCUCACGCAGCGCACCGGCUCGUCCUCGCUGUACGAGGAGCGAGCGCACAGCCCCGUCGUGCAGAUCUGCCGCAACCCCACCUACUGCGCCCAGCACAAGGAGCACGAGGUGGACGGCGGCGGUGACUACGGCCUGGACGACCUCGGCGGCAAGCAGCAGCCCCGCCACGUGUGUCGGGGCAUCAUGGAGCGGGAGGAACACCUCCCGGGGCCCAAGUUCUGGCCGCCGACGCCCGGGGAGUGCCCGGCAGAGUUCAUGACCCUGGGGAACCCAAACUCCCUGUACCGGAACCUCCUGGAGAGGGAGAAGGAGCUGCAGCAGCUGGGCAUCACCGAGUACCUGCGGAAGAACAUGGCCCAGCUGCAGCAAGGCGGCGUGGAGAUGGGGCAGCAGGGGGCCGCCGCGCACCAGGAGGAGCUGAAGCUCAUGGAGGCCCUGAUGUACUCGCGUCCGCGCAAGGUCAUGCUGGAGCAGACCCAGAACGAGUACUUUGAGCUCAAGGCGAACUUGCACACGGAGCCGGAUUACUUGGAAGUUCUGGAGCAUCAAACCACGUUCAACUGACUUUAGGGGGACGGGACAAUAGACGAUGAGACGAAUUGAACAGCAACACAAAAAAGACGUAUAUAUAUAUCUAUAGAUCUAUAGAUGUGUAUAUUCUAUAACAAAACAAGUGCCUUGUCUAUUUUGUCCUCUAGUACUUUUUAGAAUAGUAGAACCUAUCUAUCACCCUAUCCACAUCUUGUAGCAGUUUUAAUCGUAGCACAGAAUGUAUUUGAUUCAUCGUCACGCUACCAAAUUAUUUGGGGGUUAUUAUGUUAAUUGUUUUAAUUUAUCUUCCGCUGACUGCGGUGAUAUGUAGCCCGUGACAGGUAUAGCAUUUGGACAACGUUUUUCUCCGCUCAAUUGCCUUUAGCGACUGAUAAACUGUCAUACUGCAGCAAAAAAUGGAAAUAUGUUUCUGAAAGUGCUGCUGCUUUUUUUGCCCAGGUUAAUACUCUCAAAAUUGGCAAAUUAAUUAAAACUGGCGAUUGGCUGAAAACUACACAGCAAUCGUUUUCUUUUCAUACCAUAUGAUAAUAUUGUUAUCAACGCAAACAAAUGGGUUUAAGGCAAUGUGUGUAUUGCAAGAUAUAACAUGGACAAAACAGGACAACAGUGAUAUUCCUCUGUGAAUACUAUUUUGUCAGCAACAGACAAUUCUUAUCCAUUUAAAAUCUUGGGGUAUUUCAUUUGUUUUAUUUCAUACCUGGUGGUAUUCAUCAAAACUAUUGGUAUUCACUUUUUGUUUUCCUUCCAUUUAGUUUAUUUUGUAAAUGAGCACUUAAAAAUGUAUUACAAAUUUACUGUAAUCUUGUCAAAUAUGCAUUGCACUUAUCAGAUGCCAUACGGUAAUGCAUGACAAUCAAACACAACGUCCUGCUGCCACAUACCCACAACCACGUGUUUGCUGUGAUAUUUUAGACAUGUGUGUGACUGUGUGCGUGUGUAUGUGUGUGGGCACGUGCGCGUGCAAGACUGUGUGUGUGGGCACAUGCAUCCGCGCCUGUAUGCGUGCAUGGCGUGCAUUUGAAUACGUGUUCAUACGAAUGUGUUUGUAUACGAAAGCACGCGCGUGCGCGAGAGUGUGUGUGUGUGUGUGUGGAUGCUAGCGUGUGCGCGUAUGCAUGCGUGUGAGCGCCGCCGUGCAUGUGCUUCUUGACACGCUUGCCUCGCACAUUUCAGUUGACACCUCCGUCUCUCUCUUCUAUUUUUUUUCCUAUUGAAGCCGUUUGGAAUCAAACGUCCGACAGCAAUCUACAUCAAUCACUCUCUCAUCGGGCAGAUUUUCUGCCUGCCUGAAUCGGGCUGGUUGGAUGGACGGGUGUGUGUGUGUGUGUGUGCGUGCUCGCGUGCGUGUGUGUGUG
Molecule: messenger RNA, 3884 nt
Organism: Gadus chalcogrammus (walleye pollock)
Lineage: Eukaryota; Metazoa; Chordata; Actinopteri; Gadiformes; Gadidae
Gene: slitrk6
Product: SLIT and NTRK-like family, member 6
Biological process (GO): axonogenesis; regulation of presynapse assembly; positive regulation of synapse assembly
Cellular component (GO): membrane
Molecular function (GO): protein binding
Source: RefSeq, a predicted model, not a curated record